Lymnaea stagnalis (great pond snail) is the source of this 13629-nucleotide messenger RNA. Lineage: Eukaryota; Metazoa; Mollusca; Gastropoda; Lymnaeidae. The record is from the annotation of a GenBank genome assembly.
ACGACUCUUUUGUUGAGUGUUACUCGAUAAACAUGGCUGCCCCCAUCAGUCAUGAUAAACAUUAGUUGUUGUUUCUUUAUAUCUAAAAAUGUUUAAAGACAAUUAAAAGGUAAAAAAAAAAAAUCAUAUUAAAUGCGAUGCUAAGAAUUACAUUUAUCAUAAAGGCUAAUACUAAUAAAAAUUAAAUAUAUAUAUAUUAUAAAUUGUUAUAUAAUAUUUAGAUAAGUAUAUUAUAAAUUAACUUAAAUUAACUUUCAUAUAAUAUAAUAAUAUUUAUAUAACUAUUAUAAGUUCUAGUAUAAUGUAUACCAGCUAUUUAAAGGCCCAAUUUAAUUACCGAAAAUGUGAAAUAGUACAGCAUGAGUAUGAUUAUGAUUUAGGGCAACUUCUUAGACUUAAACUUAAGGAUUAAUCAAAAAUAAAAAUAGCACUUAAUUGACUUAAUUUGACUACUUAAUACUUUAGUCUAAAGUAAAGUUAAGCUAUUACUAUUAAUUUGGGCUAUCUUUUCUUUUUUCAGAAGCAACUGAUAUAAUAUGAAUUACCAGGGGCUUAUGCGAUUAGGUCGUAUUCAGCCCAGGACUAGUAAAAUUUUGAAGUCUUUUGGGCAUUUCCAAACCACUGGCUCUACAAAUCAUGCUAGCUAUGUCUCUACUUGGACACCCUUUGCUGCCGCAUUUAACACCAGACCACAGAAAAAGCUCAACCUUAGGCUUAAUAGAGAAAAUGCGGUACUUUUCAACAUUUGUUGAUAUGAGAUUGUAAACAGUUCAAAAUAAAAAAUUGAAAAUGAUUCAUUUGAACUGUGUAAUCACUCUAUUUUUGCAUGUCAGCAUUCUUUGGUAGUAUUUGAUUGAAACAGGGUUCAGCAACCUACGUAUAUGGAUGCCAAAUCGGCAUGCAGAGCUAUUUUCAAUGGCAUGGACAAGAAGACCUAGAAAAAGAUUCUAAAUGACUAAAAAUGUAUCUACUAAGUUAGAUUUUUGGUUGCUGAACGAAUUAAAAACUUACUUUGGAAUAAUAUUAGCUAAAGGUUGCCCACCGCUGGAUCUGAGCAUUAACUCCUUAGAUUGCACUAAUUUUGAAAAUAAGCCUAAAAAUAAUUUUAAUAUUUAUUGUUGUAGUAUUUUCAAUAAAUUAUUACUUUUUCUGAAUGAUAGCAAGCAAUGUCUUUUAUAUCAUUGUUGGAUUUUUUAAUUUUAGCUGAUUUCCCCACCCCCCAAGAUUUUUUUUUUUUUUUUUAAACUUUAUGAUUCAUUUCAUGUCAUUUACUUUUUUUUUUCUUUUUUUUUUUUUAGGGUUUUUUUUAAAAAUAAUUUUAAUAUUUAUUGUUUUAGUAUUUUCAAUAAAUUAUUACUUUUUCUGAAUGAUAGCAAGCAAUGUCUUUUAUAUCAUUUUUGGAUUUUUUAAUUUUAGCUGAUUUCCCCACCCCCCAAGAUUUUUUUUUUUUUUUAAACUAUAUGAUUCAUUUCAUGUCAAUUACUUUGUUCUUUCCUUUUUAUGUUUUAGGGGUUAUUUUGCAUCCCUGAACUGAAGGAUCAUACAGGCUUUUAUUUACUAAAGCAAAAUGCUGAGCAUCAGGUUUCUAAGUUGGUAGAGGAAGCUUCUUCAAAGUCAAGGAAACGUAAAAUAGUGACAAUAUUUGAUGAACUCUCAGACACCCUUUGUCGUGUGGCUGACUUGGUAAGUUGUGAAUCUCUUGGACCAGAAAUCAUUAUUCUUUAUCCUGUGUGCUGCAGGUGGUCUUUUAAAUAAUUGAAUUUUGUUCUUAAGGGCAUUUCAGAAUUAUGCCAGUCUUUUAUUAAAUAGAUGAAAUAAAAUGACUAAUGUGAAGUACUAAAGUUUAAUACUUUUGGCCCUUAUACAUUAAACACUGGUCAUCUUUGAUUAAGAUUUUGAGUUAAUAUUUUCAAUAACUAAACCAACCUGUGGAUUGCUUGUUUUUUAUGUUUGUGUUUAAAUUAAUUUAAAGGGCAUCAAAAUAAUUGGUACCUUACUACUGGAACCUUUGAAAAUUAAAAAAUUUCGUUUUCAUGUAAUUAAACAUUUAAAAAAUUAUAAUUUUUGGCAUAGUUUUAACCAUUUCAUCUUUAUCAAGUUUAUCGCUGCAUCUUGACCAAAUAUUUAACUUCAUUUUGAAUUAUGGAAGAAAUAUUUUAUCUAUUUCAGGCAGACUUUGUUCGUGUUUCCCAUCCAAGAAAUGAUUUUGCACAGGCUGCGGAAGAAAUCUGUGUUGAAUUAUCAAGCCUUGUGGAAAGGUACUGAAAUUCUUUUCUUUUCUUUUUUCUUUUAAAUAUGUAAAAUAAGAUGCCCUUUCACAAUUGUUGGCAUGAAACAUUCAAGGAGAAAUAAGUUUCAUGAAAUAUUGUUUUUAAAGUGUGAUUAUUCCCUCAAUACUUAUGUCAGUUACCGUUGAUGUUCACCCUAAUCUAAAAAAGGAUAUAUUCAUUAAUUUCAUUAAGGAUUAAAUUUUAAAAUUAUUUUUUCUUUAUUUAAAAAAAAACAAUGAAUCUCGAAUAGAUAUCAUAAUUCUGAUGAUUUUAUACAUAGUAUUUGUAUGAAUCUCAAAUAGAUAACAUAAAAAUAGUAUGUUCCUAUUAAAAUUUUCCCUUAAAACUUGUCUUAUUGCAUUUUCAAAACAUUUGAUACCGUAAAGGGAAAAGCUGGAUAAUGAUUAAGUCAAAUUCAUUACAACUCGAUCACAAAGAAUAUUCUAUAAUCUUUCCUGAGUCCUGGAAACAAGCUGUUGCAUUGGAGGAAUUGUUAUUUCCCUUUCUUAUGCAUUUAAAUCGUAACGGCCAAAGGGAAACCAAUUUGACUUUCUCAUUGGAUGUGUUGUGAUCAAACGAUUAAAAAUUUUUUAUUGUAAUUGUUAUUGUUUAAACUAGAGCUUAAAAUUCUCAGGUUAAACACCAAUCUUUCACUUCACACUGCACUUAAAACUGUGCUGGAGGAAGGUGAUGUUGUUCCCACAGAUGCGCUAGACAAGAGAGUUACAGAAUUGUUUAUGUUUGACUUUGAACAGAGUGGGAUUCACCUUGCAGAUAAACAGGUACAGCAGGGUCAGUUAUGGUAGAAGAUAUAUUUUUGUUUAGUAUGUAUUGCUUCAAAUUAUUUACUGUUUUAUGUAUAUUUGUUGUGUACAAUGAUGUGAUGUAGUUCUGCUGUGUCAUGUAGUGGUGUUGUGUGAGUGAGCGGUGGUGCUUUUUUUUCCUUUUGUUAUUUCCCCUCUAAUCAUGAAUAUAACCCAGCCAUGCAUGACUGUGGCUGAGUGUUGGAAAGACCUCGUGGUAAAAAAUGUGUGUACAUUUUUGUGAGAGACAGUGAACAUUGUUUUUUUGGUGCUGGAGUGAGUUUGGAUAGAGAUAUUGUUAUAUUUUCACUAGGAGUUCUGUUGCUAUAUUUUUUUGUAGGAUUGUUGAUAGGGGUGUGCCGGACCCCGGUCCGGAAUCCGGUUCCGCCGGAUUUUGCACUAUCCGGUGAAAUCCGGUUCCGCCGGAUUUACAUGUAUCCGGAACAACCGGAUUCCGGAAUAUACCGGAUUUCGGAAUUUGCCAGAUUUUGUGACUCACCGGAACAUAAUCUGAAAUAAAAGUAAUUCUCUUUCCCGAAUUCCACACGAUCACGAUACAUUAAUCGAUUGUUUCGAGCGUUGAGCUUGUUUAAUGUUUAAUAUUCCGUACAUACCAGAGGCUAGAGUCAGCACCGCUAAUAGUGGCCAAUAGUGUAGGGACUUUGAUAAGAAAAUUUAAACUUUUUGUAAAAAUAAACCAAUGGCAUAGUUGAAAAGAUGUAAUUUUUUAAAGAAUUAUAACACCAAAAUCAUAUUUUUAGCUGUUGUAGUUUUAAAGUUAUGAAUUUUUAAAGUACGACUUGGUUUGUCAUUUUUUAACAUGGACUGCAUCUCCACAUUCUGUGAUCUCAUUCCGCCAAUCCCGUCAUGCGCAAUGACUAUAUAGUUUAUAUAAGGCAACGCAUUCCCUGCCUUAUCACUAAAAUACUGUUUAGACUUAGUUUAAACUUUCAACUUUGGCACAUGAAUAAUUAAUUAAAGCUUUCCCUGACCAAUGGUUUAAUAGUUUUUGCACACGGCAAACUCUUAUGAAUGAAACUCUGAGGUAGUACUACGAUACAGUUAUGCAAGUGGCUGUGAAUGGUUGCCAAUGACAACGUGUUGCACACGGUAAAUUCUGAUCAUUUAUAAUAUGGAUUCUACCGGGUUGUUAAAGCUCAAAUUAAAACAUUCCAGUUUAAAUGUCUUUAAAUGCAUUCUGAAACACAAGUUAUCAAUUAUUUUGAUGUAAAUAGUGAUAAUAAAUUAAUAUUUCCUAAGUAUCGUCAACUUCCGCCAUUAAAAAGGGGGGCGUGGCCAACCCCAUGGCGAAAUUAGGUUGAGCGAGCUGCAUAACCUGCUGCGAACGCGUAGAAACAUGGCGUCUCUCGUAAGACACUUAUCCAAAUGGAACGGAACUCAAAUAUAUAUCGAAAGUACUAAUUUAAUAAUAAAUAGACACACACAUCGGAAAAUUAAAAACUCGGAUUUUUUGGCGCCGAUUGCGAAUUCCCAUACACAAAAAGUAGUAGUCCACCUUGACUUACCGAAGUAUCUACCAAUAGUACCAAAAUCCGGAAUCCGGGAGAAACCGGAAUCCGGAUCCGGCGGAUUUCGCAUAAGAAAAUCCGGAUCCGGUUGGAAAAAACGGAUCCGGCACACCCCUAAUUGUUGAACAGGUCUAUUUAUUCUGAACAUCAGUGAUUAUUUCUUAUGCAUUUUCUACUGUCAUGCAUAUGAAGCCAGUAAAAAAGUAAACCUGAACCUUUUAACAGCGUUUUUUUUUUUUUAAUCAUACACACGUCAACUCUGCAGGAGCUUGAAGGAAAUGAGUGUUUAACUCUGUAGUUGGCUAUAGCGUAGGGGACCAACCUGUAGACAAUGUUCUAUUGGCCACAGAUCUAAUCAAUUUAAAAUAUAUAGUUUACUCUUGAAAAUUAAUUUUUUUACCACUUUGAGAUGUAUACAAACUAAUCUUCUUGUUGUUCAAAAGAAAGUAAACGGGAAAUAAUUGUAGGGUCAUUACUUAAAUAUUAUAUAAGAAAUUUUUGUUUUUUUUAAGGUCUUAAAUUUGUGUGGGAUUUUAAUUAAAAAAAAAUUGGUGAUAGUUUUUUGACAAAGAAAAUUUUGAAAAUUUAACAUUUAUUUUAAAUAUUGUUUGUGCCUUUUCAAUAUAUUUUAUUUCCUUUCAUCAGCAUCGUUCUUUUAUUUUAAAUUAGAGAGAGCAGUUUGUUCAGCUGAAUGAAAGAAUUCAUAUGCUGGGAACAUUUUUUCAAAGAGGAGCACAGAAACCUGUGCAAAUACCCAAAAGCAAAUUGCCAGAAAAUUUGAGACAUGUGUAAGCUAAAAAGUUAAAAAUGGAUGACCUAUUUCUCAUGAAAAUCAUUACAAAAUUCAGAAUCUGCCAUUACAAUUUAUGUACCACUUUUUAAUAUGAUAUCAAUUUUUUAAAUGAUUUUAUUUAAGCAUAUAAACCAAGUUUACAUGUUUGUUUACCUGAUUUAUAAUUUAUAGGAUCUGUUUAAUAGUUUUUAUAUUUUUUCAUUUUAGCUUUGGUCUUGACGGAGACAACAUAAUGGUCACUGGCUUGUUUUCUGAUCACUACAGCAGCAUUGUAAGUUGAAAGACUUCAGAUUUUGUCAUCUUUGGUUUUUAUCAAGUUAAAUUUGUAUUACAAUUUUCAUGAUCUGGUUAGUCAUAAAUAGUAAACUAAAGCAGCGUCAUUGAUACUGAUCAAAUGCUAUCUUAUAUGCAGGUUAGAGAAGCUGCUUACAGAAUAUUCCUUCACCCUGAUCAGCACCAGGCUGAGGUUCUGGAUGCUCUUCUCACAGCAAGGUACCAGCUGGCAAGACUUGUUGGCUUUGACACAUACUCACAACGGGCCAACAGAGGAACAAUGAUAGAAUCUCCAGGUCUGUUUUUUUUUUAAUGCAUCUAAAAAUAAAUCUGUAAUAAAAAAUAAAAGUAAUUUAAUCAUUGGCAAGAAAUAGGCAUUAUGCACAUUCAUUUCCAAAUUGAAUGUUGUAAAGAAAUAAGAGACUGGAUAGAAUUUAUAUAUAAAAAUUAGAUGCACAAUAGUAAUCUUUAUGACCUCCUAUCCCAUAUUAAAGUAUAUUUUUUCAAUUAUACAGAUAAAAUUACAGAGUUUUUAGAUCUGCUUUCGGAUAAAUUAAAGCCAAGGUAAUUAUUGUUCUUACAUUAAUUCGCACUGAACUUAUUAAUAAGAUAUUGCAAACACUGGAAUAAAUAAUAUAUAAAUAUAAUUAUAUAAAUAAUAUAUACAUUUUUUUAACACUAGAAAAAAUUCUGUAUCCAUUGUCUGGCUUUUGUGCCUAUAGUGCAAUGAUUUGUUUCAAUAAGCUUUAUUAACUAAAUUAUGAAUUAAUUAAAGAAAUGAAGCUUAAAAUUUGUUUUAAACUAUUGAGUUUUUAUAAAAUUGCCACUGCUAUAUUUCGUUAUAAAUAAUAUCCAAGGCGAAGUGGUUCAAACAGUGACUGAUUUUAAUAUCAACUUUCACAAUAAUAUGAAGAUAUUUAGAAUUAUAUAACACAAAUUUUCAUUUCCAUUAUCUUCUAAAAUAUAAUCUUCUUUUACUUGAUAAUGAUCAACAAAAUCGUGCUACAGUCUCUGUUCAUUCCAUUAUUAUUCCCUCCAGUAUUGAAUCAAACACUCUGAUUGGCCAGUUCCUCGCAAGUCCCAACACUAUAUUAUACAAGAAAUAUAAGCAUAUUACUUGUCUCCCAUUAGUGGUUCACAUAUUCACAUCUGUGACAAAAUUAAUAUUGUCAGCUGACAUACAAAUUAAAACUUGAUCAAUAAUGUAUCUUUUUUUUUCAUUUGUUUAUUGAUGGGAAAUUUUAAGUUAUGUUAUGAGCCUUUUAAUUUUCAUUAUUUUCAGAUCAAAGGUGGACUAUGAUGUUAUGCUACGACUUAAACAAGAACAAGAGCGUGGUGCUAAGGUGAAACAUUAGUCUACUAAUUAUAAUUAUGGAGCAGAAUUAUAGCUCAGACUAUGGUUAAUAUAUUUCAUGGAUUAGAGAUGGGGAUUUGUUUUUUUGUGGUUGCCCUAGCUCCUGCAAAUUUUAAAGAAUGCAACAAAAUUAUUUUUAAGUGGAAAUUUCUUACAUUUUUUUUUAAGGUGAAAUAUUUGAUUUAAAUAAUUUUGUCACUUUUGUUUCAAAUUAAGCCAGAAUCAUUCUUUUUAGAAUUUCAAAAGUUUUGUGUUUUGCUUAGUUCAUUUUGUGAGUAAAUAUGCUUUUAAACUAAUGUUACCAUAGAAAGUAUUAUUUGCAUUUGUAGUCAUUGAUUUAAAAAGAUUAAUACACAGUAAGUGCUAAAUGAUGGAGAACUGAGAAAAGAUGUUUUAUUCAACGAAUUUUUAUUUUUUUUUAAAUUUUUGGUCAACUCUUUGAAGAAAAAUAUCAUAUAUGUCCACUCACCAAAAAAAAACAACAGAAUUCCAAAAUUAUUAUCAGAACUAGAGCUUUGAUAAACUGUAUAUAUAUCUUAUAUUUAUUAAUAGUGUGUUUUAUGGAAAAUCAUAACUUAACUAUUUAGGCUUUCACAGUCUAUCCUUAUUAUAAAAUAAACCAAAUAAAGGUUUUUACAUUCGAAGACUUUUACUCACUUUGAAUAAAUAUAAUUAAGAUGUAUAAACGGUUCUUUAAUAAAGGUGAUUAUAUAGAAAGGAGAUUACUAGAUUUUAUGAUAAAUACCCUUUUGGAUAAAUAAUCUAGCUGGAUCAAUGCAACAGGGUUGUGCAUGUAAAUUACGGGAAAAUGUUGACGCUAUAUAUUUUAAUUGAUUUAAUAUAAUUCAACCACAGUUAAAAAAUGUUCACCCCCUUAACUCCCUUAGUGUGGACAAGCUCCACCUAGGAAUUAUUAUUUCAAAUUACUUUUACUUUUGUUUCGGAAAUUGUCUAUCGUAUUUACAUGGCUUUAUCUAAAAAGACUGGCAUUAACUUGUUAAUUCUUAUUCAUCAAUGCAGGAAAUCAUGCCAUGGGACCCACCAUAUUUGUCAGCUAUUGGAAGGCAGCAAAGGUUUGUUAUUAGAAAACUGUUAAAUUUUAACAUAUGGUUGUUGAGAUGAUCUCUUCAAAGUUUUAACAUUCUUAAAAUUUCUGGAUGUUAAAUAUUUUCCGUGUUCAAUUCUCAUGUGAAAUUUAUAGAAACAUUAUUAAAAAGCAUCUCAUAGUUCUGUGUAAUCCUAUUUAUUGUUAGUUUUUAGUUGUUUGUUUAUUUUGCAAAUUAUCUAUUAUUAGUAUAAAAAAUGUUUUGUGGUUGCAUGAGUUUAAAAGCGCUGUUCCAUCUCUUAGAAGUGCCAUGGCAAACAUGGACAGUCUGCCGUAUUUCUCCCUGGGUUGUGUCAUGGAGGGACUCAAUCAGUUGUUUCAGUGCCUGUUUGCAGUGGCCCUACAGCACGUGGAGAUGGAACCAGGAGAGGCAUGGACAGAGGAUAUUUAUAAAUUAGUAAGUCAACAACUCAUGCAAUUAGGAAUCUCAUGUAAAUUAAAGCAGAGAAUUAAUGUCAGUUUGUCUUGAAACGCAAGUUCGACCAUGCAAAAACACUUCUGAGAGAGUUGCAUUGGCUGCCGGUGCGUGCUCGCAUAGAGUACAAAAUCGCAACUUUGUGCUACUGCUACUUACAUGACCUGGUGCCGUCCUAUCUGAAAGAGCUGCUGACGCCUUAUGUACCCACUAGAGAGCUCCGCUCAUCCGAUAGUAAUAAACUCUCGACACCACGUGUUUGCCUUGAGACUUACGGAAAGCGCACUUUCGCAUUUGCUGGUCCAACAAUUUGGAACGCCCUUCCUGUCGAUCUCAGAAAUAACCAGACGCUGGAGUCCUUUAAAACCGAUCUAAAGACACAUCUAUUUGGCAAACACCUUCUGGGAUGAUUGUCUACCUUAUUUUCCAGUUAAUGCAUAAUGGCUGUGUUGCUCAGGGUUGAAAUGGCUAGAAAGACUUUGACAUUGUAUGCUUGUACUUAGUUUUUGUAGUGUUGCGUUUGUUUUAAAUGUGGUAAAUUAUAGAUUUGUUUUUUGUUGACUUUGUACCGCGCUUCGAGCCUUUGGGGAUGAAGCAUGUUUUUGAAAUGAACUUUAUUAUUAUUAUUAUUAUUACUUUAUUAGUAAACAAAAUUAUAAAUCCAUUUUACUGCUUCAAGAAGUUUCAUUGUGCUGAGGAUUUACUGUUUUUUAUCUUUGGUCCUCAAAAUAUGUUGUUUUUAAAUAACUUUUUUAUUUAUAUGAUAUUAUUUAUCAUUAUUUUUGUGUUAUUAUGUACCUCAUUUUAACUUCAACAGGCCGUUGUCCAUAAGACUGAAGGCGUCCUUGGCUAUAUUUACUGUGACUUCUUUGAGAGAUUCGGAAAACCAAAUCAGGUGUGUUGAUUCUAUUGUGAAGCAAAUCACAAGGUAGGACUGGUAAUUUAAUUUUUGAAAAUAAAUUAUAGAUUUGCUUCACUUAAUUGGCUUCUAUAAAUAAAUAUUUUUCUAAACUCAUAUAUUAAAGUAUGUUUUCAAACCAUUAUAUCCUUGAUAAUAUUGCCCCCAAAAGUUGAUUUUUCCCCCUCAAGAAAAAGAAAAGUUACUGUAAUUGAAAAAGCAAGAAAAGGAAGAUUUUGAUAGGCCUUUGUUAAGCUUGAUUAGAAUUCUGUGGUUUUUUUUAGGAUUGUCACUUCACCAUCCAAGGUGGUCGUCGUCGAGAAGAUGGAAGCUAUCAGCAUCCUAUUGUAGUUUUACAGUUGUCUUUCUCAGGACCCAGGGGGGCCAGUAUUCCCACCUUGCUAAGUCCAGGCAAUGUUGAUAAUUUGUUCCAUGAAUUCGGUCAUGCCAUGCACUCAAUGCUAGGACGCACUAGAUACCAGCAUGUGACAGGUUAGUUCCAUGUCAUAUGCACAAGAUAAAAAGAUGUCAUUUAUUACAUACAUUACCCAAAAAGUUGAUGUUAUAAAUAUAUUUAAUAUCACUUUUAAAAGCUCAUAGAUAUUUAGAAUCAUGUUUGAGAGAGUAGAGGAAAAUGGAAUUCAUCUAUAUUUAUCAAAUAACCUUUUUUUAAUUUUAAUCUUCUGUUUGAGAUGGAUUGAUAGAAUUACAAAGAAAGUGAGGAAAUAUAAAUUCUACAGCUUUUUUUUUUUUACCAAAUAUCUCCAUAGAAAUAAUAAUUUGCAAAUUCCUCUUGCAAACAAUUCUCCUCUAAGCACACACAAUCAAACACUAGCAUAACAGGAGUUAUAACAGGAAUCUCCUAUAUUUCAAAGAUCUAUCUAAACAGAUCACUGCUCACACAUACCGGCAUAAGGAGCGGAUGGGGUUGAGUAAUUGAUUUUGGAGAUGUGUGUAUGGCAAAAGGGGAGUUGCUAUAUCUGCAAAAUAUAAUGCAUUUAUGCACAAAUGCUGCAAAAAUUUUAUUGAAAUUAUGACAGUUCAUAAAUAGCCUAUUUAAAUCUCUAAUAAUAAGACCAAGAGUCAUUUGAAAAAUCUCUAAUGAUCACAAAUAAUAAUUCUCUGGGUUUGUAUGUAUAGCUAUAACUUUGUUUAAUAGGGGAGGAAAUAAAAUUCCCAGAAGUUAGCACUAUUUGGGAUUCUUUUAAAGUGUGUUACUAGAAUGCAUGUCUUGUCAUGUACAGUAACUUAAGAAAAUUGUAAGUUAGAGCAUUGCCGUUGCCAUUAUUGGCCUUUUUUUUUAGUUUUAAUAAAAAAUCUCACAACAUUGUUUUGUAAUUUUUAUAAUACUGUAGCUUUGUGUUUUCACAUGUGAACUCACUAGAUAUGGCACUAGUAUUAUUAAAAUUUAGUCCCCGGUUCACCUUUGUUCUAAUUUGUAUGUACACAUGUGCCAAAAUAUUCAGGUGCAACAACAGGAAGGGGUAAUGAAAAUUUUGCAUUUGUGCAUUCGUAAUACAUGGGACAAUGAACCACAGACUCAUGCAAACACAAACACUGCAGGUCAUGGAAUUAAAAAAAAAAAAUUCUUGAUUGUACAGGUACGAGGUGUACAACUGACUUUGCCGAAGUUCCUUCCGUGCUGAUGGAGUUUUUUGCCGCUGACCCAAGGGUAAUGAUAUUUUUGCCAUAGACACUGAUGAUGCUUAGCUUACUUUGAUGCCCUCCUCUUUUCACAAUUAAGCUUAGUUAUUAGGUAAUGUAAAAAUCAUAGGUUCUAUUUGACAUGUUAUUUCAUGUAAUUUCACAUUUUCUUGCAGGUUGUCACCACUUUUGCGCGGCAUUAUAAAACUGGUGAACCAAUGAAAGGAAGUGCUGUGAUUAACCUUUGUGAUUCUAAGAAAAUGUUUGCUGCCUCUGUAAGUAAAAUCAUGUUUUUAACAUUUUUUACCUUUAAACUAAAUGCUAUAUAAGGAAAUGACUAAACUCGUUCUGACUAAACUCGUUCUGAAUGGCUCUUCAAAUUCUGUUCUUAAUCCAUGGUCCUGAAUGAAGUGAAGUAACUCUGCUUUUCAAUUGAUUUAUUUUUGUUAAAUUUUAAAUUAAUUGAUUUAAAAAUUUGUCCAAAAUGACCAAUCAAUCUAUUUUUGGCACACUGAGCAAAAAAUGCUAAAUAUUAGUCUAACCACACAUCGAUUAAAAAGGAAACAAUAUAAAAGUUCCCUUUAUUAUUUAUCAAGCUAUCACCGGAAGUCUAUAGAGACUCAUGAUUUCGUUGCUAUUACUAUUACGGUAUUAAAUAAUGAGAUAGGGUUGUCCGGAAGAUUUGGGAUGCAUUUCUGAUCCAUCCCCCCAAACCCCUGUUACACACAUUUAGUCGCACCAUAGGGAAUGAGUAAAUGAUUUCCACAAUAACAGUACUAUUUUCCCCAUCCUUUAUUCCCCCCAGGAUAUGCAGCAGCAAGUCUUUUUCUCCAUUCUAGACCAAGUAUAUCAUGGUCCUCACCCACUAAAUGGCUCUACAACAAACAUUCUGGCUGAGAUGCAAGCGAAGUAUUACAGCAUCAAUUAUGUUCCAGACACAGUCAGUAUUUUCCUCUUUUUUUUUGUGUCCUCCCUUCUCUACCCACCUUUCCAGGGGAAUGGGAUCAGUGUUUCUUGCUUGGCUUAUAAAACUUUCAUUUUAAAAUGUAUACCUUUUUGUUCAUGGGUAUACUAUAAUUCAUAAAUUUUGUGAAAGCAGAAACGGGAUCAUUUAUUUUUUUUAAGAACACCCAUCCAUUCUAUUCAAACACCACCCAUCCAUUCUAUUCCAACAACAGGCCUGGCAACUGAGGUUUAGUCACCUCGUUGGGUAUGGUGCCAGAUAUUAUGCUUAUCUUGUAUCCAGGGCAGUUGCAGCACAAGUAUGGCACACUUGUUUCAAGGAUGAUCCAUUUAGCAGGUUUUUAAAAUAUUUUUUUUUCUGAUCAACACUCCUAAUCCUAUUUAUAAAUAUUGAUGUAUUGUAAGGCAUUUAGUUAAUUAAAUGAAAAUAAGUUGAACUUUUAAGUUUCUAGAAAAGCUUCAAGUUUUGAGAUAAUGAAUUUGUUCCAGAAAUAAUUUAAAGAUUUUAUAUUGAAAUGUAUUUUAAAAUAAUAAUCCUGAUUAGUUGAGCUUCAAAUUCAAAUAAUGAAAUUAUUAAAGAGCGAUUCCAUUAAAAAACUGUAGUAAAAUUAGAAUAACUUUCAAGGACAAACUAUAAUUUUAUAAUGUGUGAAGGUCCAAAGAUUUCAAAAGAUUUUUUUUUAUACACUCACUGUAAAUUGUAAAGGUAAUAGAAUUUUUUUUUACUUCUUGUCUUUUUUAUCAACAUAAGUAAAUUUUCAUUAAAAAUAUAUAGUGGUUUAAGCAAUAUUUUUGUGUACAUAGGUCAAUGGGCACAAGAUACAGAGAAGAGAUGUUGGCAUUUGGGGGUGAAAAGCAUCCCAGGAAUCUUGUUGAAGGUAGCGUGUUCAGCUUUUUUUAGACAUUAAUUUAUUACAUUUAUAUUCAUAAAUGUAAGAAUUUAUUUAAAUUUAAUAUAUCAACAUUUCCUGAAGAAAGUAAAAUAUUAAUGUGAAUGAUUAUACAUUGCAAAAUUCACUUUUAUAAUUUAUUUCAUUUCCUACAGGCAUGUUGGGGAAAAGCCCUACAGUUGAAAAUUUAGUGGAUUCUCUUAUUUAUGAUAUGGAUGAAAGCGUCAAGUCAUUAGGGCAAUUGUAAGUGGCAUAGCUGUGGGAAAAAACAUUGAUCACACAAUCAUCAUAAGGGCAGUGAUUGAUUUAUGGAAGCAGGUUUUGACUGCUUGGUACAAAAGAAAAAGUGUUUCAUUUAAUCUCAGUUAUGUUGAUAAUUUUAGGUUAUUUAUGAAGGACCAUUUCUUACAUAAAUGUAGACAACAAAAAUUUUUUUCUUUGCUAAAUAAACUAGAUAUUUCUUGCAGGGUUGGAGCAAACAUAAGUCUUACAUGAUAUGAUGCUCUCUUUUCAAUGCAUAUUUAUACUAAUAUUAUUAAUGAGGUUUGCAGUUAUUGAAGAAAAUGUUUGUCAUAAUGAAUUGAACAGUAUUAACUGAAUCAAAUAGUUUUAAUUAUAUUAUUAUGAUGUCCUCUUUGUGACACAAUGAUUGAGCAGAUUUAGAACAAAAUAAAGAGCUAUUACAAACAUUA